AUUUUAUUUUUGUACUGCAGUACACAAAGGAUGGGGCCCAAGCAAUGAUCACUUUUUGAUUGGUGGGAAUUCAUUACCUAUGAAGAAAUUAUCUGCCAAGACUGAAGUCACUGCCAGAAAAAGCAGCCAACAAAAACAAUCGGAUUUGGAAGUUUUGAGAAAUAUCUCCACUUAUAAGAAUUCUGUUGCAUUAUUAGCAGCAAAAAGCACUUCAAAAGCCAAGCAAAUUGCAAGAAAAAGAAGAAAAUUGAAGCGUCUGAAAGUGGGCAUUCAUAAGAUGCCCAGAAAGUUAGUAAAGAUGGUGACCAAGAAGAAUUCAAAAUGUCAAAAAAUAUCAAAAGAUGCCAAUGUGAAAUUCACUAAUGCUGCGAAUGUUUCUCCUUUAAAAUGUGAAAUUAAGUUUGAGCCUAGUGGCAGCACUAAGCCCACUGUUAGUUUCUAUCAAUCCACAAAGCAUGAAGAAGCUAUGGAAAAAUCACCUCUGAAGAAGCCAAUGAAGUCUUCAGAAUGUUUGAAACCAUCAAUUAGCCCUCAGUUGUUUAAUGACAUUGGCCAAACAAGAGACAAGUCUGUGUCCUAUCUCUCUCGUCAAACUCUAGCUAAGUCAACUCAUUCAGAAUUGGAUCGGGUGGAGAAAUCCAGAAACUUUGCAGAGACUGAAAUUCCAAAAGUUGGAGUUGCUCGCCAAAAUGGUGAGCAACUCAAAGUUGUUUUGAAGAAGCUUGAUAUGAACAAAGUAUUGAAUAAGUCAGCCUCAGCUAAGGUUCUUCAUUUAGACAUGAAAACGGUUGAAAUGGGGACAAAGACUAUUGGCUAUUAUGUUCAGGAUAAAAAAAAUAAUUUGGUAAAUGAGGAAAAGAAAACGUUGAGCUUUUACACAAAGUUUAAUGAGAACGCUGGUAAAUCUAGUUCAACUUCAUCAACAUUGUCUCUUCGUGUGUUCAGAAAUGAAAUAAAAUACUCAAGCCUUGAGACCACAGCUGCAGUUGUUGAAAGUGGGCAGCUUGUUAACUCUAAGGAAGAAGCAGCUGGUGAUCUGAUGAAGCAUACAUGUGAAAGUAAACCUUCCUCUUGUAAAACACAACAAAACUUAGCUAUUACUGAGAAAAUUGUGCUGAAGGCCCCCCAAAUUGUCCAGAAGGAUGAUGCUGGAAAUGAAAAUAACCGUGAAGCAGCUCUGUACUCUGGUAUGGUUCAAUCGGGUUCUUGCCCCCAGAAUACUGUCUCUGAGAAUGUUGUGGAGGUAUCUGCAGGAGAAGAAACUAAUGCAUUUGAUAAAAAAGUUGAUAACAAGCUUUGUCAAAUGAAAAAAUUUGCAUGUGAAAAGCCUCCUGUUGAGAAUGAUUACAUUUCCAAAAACUGCACUUCAAAUGGUCAUAUAAUAAAACUUGUUCAAAAAACAAUCACAAAAAUUGUUCCAAGUGCAAGGGAAGGAAAGACUAGCAUCAAGGAAAAUUCUGAAGACCACAAUACUGAUGAAGCUGAUCUCAAUGUCUUGAAUUGUAUUGUCAUAAAAAAAGAAAUGAAACCCAUGAAAAUAAAUAACUCUCAGGAAAUAAAUUCAAAGGCCAAACUCUGCACUAGCUCUGAAGUGGCCAAUGCGGACACUGCCUUGCCACUUUUUGCCUCUGCACCCAGCCCCAGCCGUCCUGCCCUGGAGUGUACGACUCACAACUCUUCUCAUGGCAACGAGAAUGCUGGUGCAAGCAGUGACUCCUCUUGUCAUGGUUUUAGUAAUCAUGAUGAUUCUUCAAGUGAUGAUGGAGAUUCAAGUCGCAAUGAAGAGAACAGCUUGUCAGCUCUACAUGUUGCCCGUCGUCACAGAUUUAUCAAACGUUACAAUAAACAGCGUCUGCAGGGGCUAUCCGGCUCCUUCUUUCCUUAUGAAAAAUUCAAGCAACGUUCUUAUGUCUAUGAAAGCUUGCACACGAAGGACAAAAAAAUUCCUGUGAGUCUAAAAAAAUCUUCGAACACCUUUAACAAAACUAACUCUGAAAAGAAGAAAUAUAUUCUCUCCAUAAAAAAUGAAGUAUCUACUCCCAGUUCCAGUUCAUGCAGCAGCUCAGAGGAUGAAGACUCCGUCUGCCCUGCCCUUAUGUUGGAGCUGUUGAUGGAGGAUAUACCUGAUGCAGUGCCUCCACGCUCAUUCUUUGUUGGGACGGAAGAUCAAAAUGUUGCUAUUGCUGGAACAAACCAUUGUGAAUUCUCAUCAGCAUCUCAUGUUUCUAUUGAAAAGUCUUUGUCAGGCAGUCUGGCUGUGGACAAACAUGGCGUGUGUAAUAGAGAUGCAAAAUCCGAGUCACAAAAUGCUGAGAUUUUUUCUGGAGACUUGGAGAUGGAAGACAAGAGUUCUGUGAGUGGUGAUGUAGCCAAGAGGCCGGCAUCGCCAUGUCGACAGGAGAAAACAAUGGCACUUGAAUGUGGCAACUUUUGCGAGUUGAAAAGCUCCCAAAGCACCAGUUCGUCAUCAGGAGCUACUCUCAUGCACAAGGUUGUGGAGGAUAACUCUGACUGUGGGAUUACAUUGGGCACAAUUGUGACUCCUGUUAAGGAAAUUUCUGUACGCGAUUGCUCAUUUUCUGCUGGCACAUUGAAACGAAAAGAGAUUAUGACAACUCACAAAACUCCAGUAAAUGCUCUGCCAUUCAAUGAGCCAUUUGGAAAAUGGCAGUUUGGAAGUCACUUGUUUGCGUUUGGCCAAAAAUAUGAACAAAACGCGAAAAAAGCUCGCUUUUCUUUUGGUGAAACUUCAAUCCAUAUGGAUAUUACUAACCAGGGUCAUGUUUCAACGCGGAAUUUGAAUACAUCUCCGUCUCCAGCUAAGGAGGCAACUGACCAGCUGUCUUCAACUUUACCUGAAACUAAAGUGGAUUCUUGUGCUGGGGCGCUGAACAUGAAUGCACCAGCAACUGUAUUGCAUCCACCAGCCAAAGUUUCCAAUGCUUGGGACUCAGUCAGGGCAACAGGCUGUGAAAGUAACGUCCGUUCUGAGCGUGGUGCUCACCCAAACACUUCAUCCUCAGCUGUGAGCGGUCACGCUCACAACAUUACUUGUCCAGAAGACGGUCAUGUGCGUGAUAGGUUGAACACGGCAGCUAAUUCUGUGAAUGAUGGUACCUCACAAUCUUCUAUACCAAUGGAAGAAUUUGGAGCAACUAAGGCGUUCAACGAUUUCAUUCCCGAGCAAACUGCCACGGACGGCGUGCUGACAAACAGACAAGAUUUAUCUUCCAGUGACGUGAUGGUCUCAGAAACACCAAGGUCAACAAUUUACGCUCAACUUACAGAUGCGGCAGUGGUGCGGCUGCGGCGACAGGCAGCAGUCGAGCGCCUGCUGGCGGCUCACGGCGGCGAGGGCAGCGACCCAGACGCAGCGCCGUGCCAUGCGCUCCCGAGUGCUGCAGGAGCGUGUGCCGACAACGUCGUCCCUGAUUUUAGCGCCGAGCUCCGCGACUUCCCCGCUCACUCCGUCUUCAGAAAUGUGCUCCCUGCGGACUGCGUCAAGAAGAAUCUUCCAAAGCUCAUGUUCAGAGACCUUCAAAAGCAGCAGCGGAGUGCCGAAUUUAUUGCUAAUUUUGUCAACUUCAAAGUCGUGCAAUUUCGGGAUUUAGGCGAAAUUUACAUGGGGUGGGUGAAGCCUGUGCCGCUUGCUAACAAGGACACUUUGCAAGCAGACAAAGCCACCUAUGAGGGACAGGCUUCCGAUAAAAAGAUCAAAAAGGAGGACACUGUGGUGAGCAUAACUGAAGAGGGUCAUAAGGCCUCUAAUUUAAAAGAUGUUCCUGAUGACACAUGUGUGGAGGCAGUACCUGUCUAUGAAGAUCAGGUUUCCACUGGUACUUACGCAACUAAUACAAAGGAAACCUCCAUCAAUGUCGGUAACAUUGAUCACGAGCCUUCUUCUUCAAAUAAGUCAGGUGAAACUUCACAAUUGGCUAUCCAAGAAGGUUCGCUCGAAUCUAGUGCCAGCGGUGUUACGGCCGAGUGUAACGAUCAGGAGAAUUAUUGGCAAUGGCUCGCUGAUGAGCACGGGAAUGCCAUCUUCUUGUCAGCCCCACCAAGAUGCGUCUUGCUUCCUAUCACUGCCGAUCAGGCAAGACUGGGAGAAGAACGAUGUCCUGUUAUUUCUGUGGCCAACAAGAAUAGAAUCAACAGAGAUUUGAAAAUUGAAAGUGUCGCAAAGAGAAGGAAACUCGGACCGAAAUUGAUACGAGAGCCAAAUGAUAAGGUAUUAAAAGAGGUGCAGGCCAAGCAAUGCUACCGCAAUGUUGUUGAGUCGGUAUUGUCAUACGAGAGACCUGUCAGAUCAACAAAACUUAACGCUCUUCGUAAGAUACAACAAACUCUGAACCGCAUGGAAAUGACGGGAACCGAUUUGCAAGAGGAUCAUUGUUCAUACGUAGAUAAUAAGAAAAGGACGCAGUAUGAAACGUCACAAUGUGUAUCUCGAGCUAAAGACAAUGCAGGUGAUGAAAAAAUGAAAGCAAUAAAAAGUACUAGAAAAAGGUCGAUCUGCUCCACAUCAGAAUUUAGUGGAAAUUUAGGUUCAAGGAAUGUAGAUCAUAACCUGGAGUCACAGAAAAAAAGGCUUGCAUUAAGAAAUCAUAGAGAAUUAUCUGAUGAAGAAAAUUCGCCGAAGUUCAGCGGGCGUCAAUUAACCAGAAAAAGGGUCCGUGUUAUUUGUGAUUCAGACUCAGAUGAUGAGAAUCAGGAUGGAGGUCACAGCAGUGUUCAUGGAGAAACUCCUAAUGACCGAAUAGUGUCCGCCAGCAAUCAGGACGGAGCUUCUGUUUCGGAAAAUUCAAGCGUACCUCAAAGCUCUAACUCAGUUGACAAAAAGAAAGAAGUUAAUUCCUGCUGUCGUGGGAACAUCUCAAAUAGACCUACUAAUAUCAUUGAACCCUCCAACAUUACUGUCCACGAGUCAAGCGCAUCCUAUUGCACCCUGAACUCCCAGGAUAAUGAAUCUGACUCAAGAUUGGACAUCAAUGCCAUGUUGUCCCAGGUUGACCCCAUAGUGGCGCAAUUACUGUGCGCUCUGUGUGAUUCUCAUGAAAAUUCACUGAAGAAUGCUUCUCCAUCUGGCGAAAAUAUGGCAAUUAUGGACGCUUUUCAAAACUGGGGUGGCCAGAAUGGCAUCAAAGCUGCGGUUGAUCGAAAUAGAUCUUUGCAGCUCAUUAGGCUGAAGUGUGCCUCGUAUCACCAAGGACUUCGUCUCCAUAGUCACCAUUUGUAUAAGUCUUUUGGCGCAGCUAACGCUUUGCUGAAAGAUCACCAUUUUGAACUGAACAGAAAAAUUCACAGCUUGUACCUAGAGAAAUUGAAAAUAAUUUCAAGUCAACAAGCUGCUCUAAGAUUAUUCAUGACCAGGUAUGGUGUUCGCAAACCAGAUUUUUGUUGCAAGAAACCUUCUCAAGCAGCGUUGGAUUAUUUGGUGAACAUGAUAUUUUGCCAGAACAAUGCUCUUAAGUUAGUGGAGCUCAAGAUGCAAUCUAGCGUUAGAAAGCUGUCGCAUUUGCUCCCGUCGAUCAGACGGAUGUCCGGCCCCCUCCGCGCAACACCUGCACCGUUAUUCGAAGUGCUAGGCAGAAAGCUCGUUCAGCCGUGCUCGGCAACUUCAACUGCUUCUGUGUCCAGUUCGGUGCCGCCAAAAAAACGUCCUGUAACCUCUUCAGCUUAUGCAAAAUAUUCAUCCCCCUCUCCAUCUGAAGGCUUGCCGAGUUUUUCUUCUGGUUUGAAGUCCGUGGUAUCACGUUUUUCCUGUACUGCACCAAUAACAAGUACCACCAUUGAGCAACGAGGAACUUCUCAAUAUUCGAAUUCAGUUUGCCUGCCUGUUGCUGAUGCAGCCAAGAAACAUGAAGAUACCAAGACUCUUAAAGUUGCCCAAAAGCUUGAAGCCGUCAAGAACCUUGAAACCAUCAAGAACCUUGAAGCCACCAAGAACCUUAAAGCCACCAAGAACCUUGAAGUCACCAAGAACCUUGAAGUCGCCAAGAACCUUAAAGCCACCAAGAACCUUGAAGCCUCCAAGAACCUUGAAGUCGCCAAGAACCUUGAAGUCGCCAAGAACCUUAAAGCCACCAAGAACCGUGAAGCCUCCAAGAACCUUGAAGUCGCCAAGAACCUUGAAGCUGUCAAGAACCUUGAAGUCGCCAAGAACCUUGAAGUUGCCAAGAACCUUGAAGUCGCCAAGAACCUGGAAGCCACCAAGAACCUGGAAGCCACCAAGAACCUUGAAGUCGCCAAGAACCUGGAAGCCACCAAGAACCUUGAAGCCGCACAGAAACAUGAAGCAGCUAAUUUUGAUGGUGCGCUUGUCUCGAUACUUAGAAAACGACUUGAACAAAUGUCGACUUACGCCAAUAAGGCUAUUCAACCUGAAUCAACAUCGCGAAGCUAUAGUUUUUACCGACGCUGCGAUUCACCAAAAAGCGACCCUUCAGUUGGUCUCCUUAGUGAUGCUAACAAAGCUCCUAUUCCAUCGACCUCGUCUGUCGCUGGCGCUUCCAAAUCUUACAGUGUGCCUCGACUCACAACAUUGAAGGAAGUACCGAUGAAAAACACUGGGUAUUGUAAUACUUUGCAUACCCCUGAGCUGCCAUUACCUAAUUUUAACCCUGGGCCCAUUGCUGUCAAGCCACCUGUUGGGCGCCCAGAACAAAGCCUCAACCCUGUUGGUAACUCAGGAAUGCGGCAUAAUAUUCAGGUUGAUGUUGAUCAAGCUCCUGAAUCAAUUAAGUUGAAGAUGGAUAAGUUGAUGGUCAACAACAACAUGGAUAAACCUGCCUCAACACUAAAUUCGAAUGGUGAUCCGGUUCAUCCUCAAAUUCGUUCUUUAUCAGUUACUGUGCCUAGACCUUCUAUUAUGACACCUCGAUAUCGACCAAUUGUAGUGUUGGUGCCUACAACAGAGCCCGAAAAUGUUGCUCCUGCUAUUUUUGCUGGUACUUCAUGUUCAACGAAUAACGUGCACAAAGACAUGUAUUUUUCAUCUCCGUAUUCUGCUCAGCCAGGAGGUCUCGGUGCUCUUCAUCAUAAUCAAGUGAAUAAUUCUUCUGCCUCGUUACUCAGUAGACCUGAUGUCAACCAGGAUGCUGGGGUUCACGCCAUUAGCCAGCCGCCUUCGAGGAAUAUCCCAAAUGAUAUUUAUUGCGCUGGACCGCAUUUAUUGUCUGCUCCCACUUCUAACCAUACUGUUUCAAUGGAACUCACUCCGUUAUCAUCAAAUUCUGUUAGCCCAGGAGGUCAAUUUGGAAGUUUAAACUCUCCCUCCUCAUCAUCAUCUGUUAUUGUAAACAGUCCAAAAUAUGUGUCACCUCAAAGGGACUCAGGCCCUACAAGAUUUCAUGGGAGUGUUAGGCCUGUUCCUGGAGGGACUAAUUGUCCUGUUACUCUAAAUGAAUGUCGCAAAAAUCUUUUUGAGCCUCGUUCAGCAGUAAGUGAGUUCCCUGUUAGUCUCGGUGAAACUUGCGGAAAUCACGUUGGAAUUCCCUCUACAGCAUUUAAUAAUCCCGGAGCCAUUAUUGUUGAAAAUUACGCUCGUGUUGGUGAAGAAACAAUACUUGGCGUCGUUUCUGGUCGAUCACCAACUUUUAAACCUGAGCAGCGUACCCAUGCUUCAAUAUCAAACAAUGACUUCAAUAUCAACGAUUCUGCCAGAAAAGUAUCAGUCCAAAACCAAUUUUAUGUUGACUUGUCAAAAAGUAUUGACAAGUCCAGGGAAAACAACACAACUCUUUUGCACGCUGACCCUCUAGCUCUUUCUUAUGAAAAAACUGCUGAGAGAAAUCACCCGAGUGGAAAUUCAUUAACUCGCAAUGAUUUGAAAUUGGUUUCGAAUCGCAUCAUGCCACAACCUUUCAUUCCUCGUGUUAAUCCUUCUCAUUCUAUCUUUGGAACUCAGGAAUCGAUAUCUCCAUUCCAUUCUAUGUCUACAAGCAAACAUGUAACACAAGGUACUGGUAACUUUGAUGUUACGCGCCAAUCCACUUCAAAUCUCGAACUAAUGAAGCCCAGCCAAACCUCCACUCGAUCAUCACAUGUGGCUGUUGUGGACUUGAUUGCUUCCGAUUCUGAAGAUGCUGAAAACGAUUUGCCCGACAUCGCUUCUUCGAAUUUUUGUUUUGAAGCUGAAAAGCCUAACAAUAAAUUUGAAUCGACUCUUUUAGCAGAAAACAAAGGAUCGCCGUCCAACGCAGUGAAACCUAAUAAUCGUGAUUCAACGAGUUCCAAAAACAAUGAAGCUGAUUCUAAUAUUCACACUGCACAUGAUGAGGAAGAAGAUCCAUUUUCAGAAAUAGUUUGGCUGGGCAAUGUAAAUGAUAGCAAACCUCUUGAUGAAAUCUACUCUAAACGAGGAAAACCACUUAAAUCUACGCGCCAACGACUCACAAGCCCGUCCAAGCCACUCAAAUCAACGCGCCAACAAAUCACAAAAUCGUCCAAGCCUGAAGUCGACAACCUUCCCAAGGCAUCUUCAGUGUUAGCAAUCACCUCUAAAAAAGCUACUGCUAGGAAAAGUUCCGCAAUGCGUACCAAACUUUUGCGUCAAACAUUGCAAGAAAAUAGAAACGAUUUCUGCGGAGAAAUAAAUUCUGAGCUGUCGCCUGAGCUCAUUGUGCCUAAUUCGAUUGCAGCUGUCCCUGCGAUGGUUGCACCUCCUAUGUCUAAUUCAAAUGAGGGUAAUCAAGAUAUAUUUUCGGAGCCGUCAUCUGAGGUCAUUGUGCCUAGUUCGAUUUCAGCUGUCCCUGCGUUGGUUGCACCUCUUAUGUCUAAUUCAAACGAGGUCAAUCAAGAUAUGUUUUCCAAUAGGCUCCUUGAAGCCGCGCGCACUUCGAAUCCAAUUGGACUGAGCAGGCAGCCAACUUUGUCAAGUUCUUCUUCCACCCAAAAUUUAUUCGUGAGGCCCCCUGUUGAUGUGGAGAAUUUUGAAAGUAUUAUUGGGCUACUUGCUUUCCCCCCAGUAACUAUUUAUCCUAAACGUCGAACUUCGUUCGUUUACAUAUGCUAUUCGCGCCCUCUCCUUCAAACAACGAAUAAGAAUCUAUCGGUUCCCAAGAACGGCUGGGAGUCAGCUUUUCCUGUUGCAAUUGCACCUCCGCAACCUCUUUUAUAUGGAAAUUCAUAUGUACUUCGAGACUCUGACUACCCAUCAGUUCCAACUGAGAUGACUGGCAAUAAUCCAAGUACUUCUUUCAAUCGAACACCAGUGUGCUUGAAUGUGCCUUCGAAGGAUGCUUUUAAUCAGAUGGAUUCUACUAGCCAGUUUAUCCAUUCAGUACCAAAUGCUUCCUUUUUGCCUAAUCACUCUCUUCCUCCACUCAACACUCCGAACCACUCAGCACCAUGUUUAAAUCCUCCCGGUCAAGCUGUUGGAGAGCUUAAUGCGUCUCCUAGAUUAUUUCUUCCUACUCGUCCCACUGGCGGGGCAUUGCCGCAGCCUUACCAGCAGACGCCCAGAACCCCACCUCCGACAUAUGCUAGCCACAUGUUGCAGCUAAACAUUCAACCUAAAUUCGGAAAUAUUCCUCAAGCGCGCAUGCAGACUUCGGCGCAACAGCAUAACGCUCUCAGUGGUAGUGCAUCUGGUGUUCGACUCCCAGCUACCGCAUCAACUAAUCAUAUUCAGUCUAAUUCUUACGGAAUGAAUGUUCACCAUGGGAAUAAUGUUGCCAGCGGUUGUGCAUCUGGUGUCCGUGUCCCAGCUAGCGCAUCCAAGAAUAAUGUUCAAUCUACUUCUUACGGAAUGAAUGUUCACCACGGAAAUAAUGUUGCCAGCAAUAGUGCAUCUGGUGUUCGUGUCUCGGCUACUGCAUCCACGCAUCAUGUUCAGUCUUAUCCUUACGGAAGGAAUAUCCACCAUAGCAAAGAAAACUGAAAGUGACAUCGAAUCUACUGCGGCCACCUAAUCCGCUGCUCACUCUUAUAUGGAAAGAGCGUUGAUCGUCCGGCUUCAACAAUUUAUUUAUGUGAAUUUAUACAGAAAGAUAGAAAUACUCUGCACCAAUUUUCGUAAAAGAUUCUCAUCUCGUUGCUUAGAAAACGGUCACCUCAACUAUGAAAUUAAAGCGCCUGGAACGCAUUGCUGGUUUUGAUGGUGUUGAACUGCUUUUUAUUGUCACCAACUGAUUAACUUAGCCUGUAACCUGAAUUUUUGACAACGUCGGGUAAAAUUGUUUUUAAAAUUUUAGGCUACUUGGUUAUCGAUUUAUUAACGAGCUAGUGGAUAGUCAAUUGCCUACAACUGGUAAACUUUCUAGUUUCGAUUUAUUUUAAAGCAUUGAUAGGAAUGUUUCUUUAAAACUGGGCUGCAUUGUCAUCAGUGGAUUGACGAGCCAGUGGAUUGAUUUUCAAUUUCUGGAAUGGACGUUUCUAUUAACUAUGGCUGAGGUUCCACCUAGCAGAGAAAUUAAGUUGUAUUUAAUUUUGUGCACUUUAGGAUUUUGUUUUGAGUUUAGUUUUUUGUGAACUAUGAUUUAAGAAUAUUUCGUAGCUAUUAGCGGAUGGUACAUUCUUACUUUGACACGUCUGUCUAAUUGAUACUGCGAUGUUGCAACAUGGAAUAUGUUAAACUGUUGAUUAGUUAGCCUCUAUGUUAGGUAAUUGCGCCAGUAUCCGAAUGCAAUCACGUCACACGUAAGUGUUAAUAAAUCUCGCACUCAUUUUAAGUCCUGAAUACAAUUUUCAACUGUGGGAAGCACAUCCUCCCGCCGAUAUUCAUCUCAUAUGAAUGCUAACGAAUUUCGCACCCAGUUUGCGUCUUGAAUUCAUUUUCAAUUCUGGGAACUCAGUGGGAAGCACACCUCUUUUAAAGCAUGGCUCGGCCAGCCGAUAUACGUCGUUACUUGAGGCGAGAUGAAGAUCUGAUAAUCAAUACCGGUGUUGACGACGCUGAGAAGUCUCUUAUAUUCAUAAUCCAACAGAAUUGAUGUUACAUCAUUAGAUGAAUGUCCUGUGUAAAAUUCUGUUCCUAGUUAUGUGAUGUUAUGCGUCGCACUACCGCAGUCAUUAUCACCGUGCCCAGCUGUGUUGUAGUGGAUCUGUGCUGCCAUUUUUCGCUUGCUCAUUCCAAAGCGUUGUAUUUUCGCCGAAUGUAUGAGUAUUUUAUUGCUAUGGAAUACAUAUGGGUUGCAAAAUCCAAGUGUUGAAACAGUCAAUAGAUCUGAUUCAAUGUCUGUGCUCUUAUUUAUUACGAAGCUUCAUCAAGGAAUAUUUUUGAAGCAGAUCUGGUAACUCUUUCUUUUCUCUUGAAACUUUACUAAAUACCUAAAAACAGA
Messenger RNA from Hyalella azteca, 11279 nucleotides. RefSeq lists its product as uncharacterized. The record is from RefSeq and is a predicted model, not a curated record. Bases 80 to 9880 code for a protein of 3266 amino acids. The transcript has 5 exons. NCBI's taxonomy places the organism in Eukaryota, Metazoa, Arthropoda, Malacostraca, Amphipoda, Hyalellidae.